AGACGACGCAAGAUUUAUUUUAGUUUAGAAAUUAGUCAACGAUCGUAAAGGGAAUAUAGCUGUUCGGACGUGCUUUUUCGCGUCACUUAAUCGGGCCAAACUUUUAAGUACUUGCUUAUCGGAGGUCAAGAACUGAAAGAAUGACCCGUGGAAAUCAGCGAGAGUUAGCACGAGCCAAAAAUAUGAAAAAGACUGUUAAAAAGUCUGCAGCUGAACAAGACAGCAAUAAGGGUCUUUCAUUAGAACAACGAAAAGCACGAGAUGCAGAACGAAUGAGGGAGAAACAACUAAAGAAACAACAAGAGCAGCAAGAAAAAGUAAAGCAGGGUGCGAGAUAAUCCCUACUAUUGCAAAAUGUAAAUUGUUUGACUGAAUUCAAGAAUAAAAUUUUAAGUAUGGUUUUAAAAUUCUUGAUUCUAAAACAUCAAGGCUAUGCUUAAUGUGAGUGCAUAAAGAAUUCAUAGUGUUUUUAAUUAUAGAAAAUAUCUUCAGACUGUAUAAUGCAAUAUAUAUUAUAAAACUAGGUACAAGUAAUCAUGUUUGCAAAAUAUUAAUAGUCAGUGUGUAUAAAAAUAUUGUUAUCUACAUUGUAAUGGUUAAAGAAAAUGCACAUUUGACUGGUUCACCUAGA
This is a messenger RNA of Bombus impatiens (common eastern bumble bee), 631 nucleotides long. RefSeq names its product putative SERF-like protein. Lineage: Eukaryota; Metazoa; Arthropoda; Insecta; Hymenoptera; Apidae. The coding region runs from base 141 to 338 and encodes 65 amino acids. The transcript is spliced from 3 exons. The record is from RefSeq and is a predicted model, not a curated record.